Linum trigynum is the source of this 2952-nucleotide messenger RNA. The record is from the annotation of a GenBank genome assembly. Lineage: Eukaryota; Viridiplantae; Streptophyta; Magnoliopsida; Malpighiales; Linaceae.
CAUUAUAUUUUGGGGUGGGAAAAAUCCCUUGAAGUCUUCGUCUUCGUCGUCGUCAACGUUGCCUUAAAGCUGUACUUACUAUAUCAGACGAAAUAUGCAGGACGUCAUAGGUUACACUUUUCCACAGCCGGUGGAUCCCAUGGCGGCUCCACAACCGGCCGGUGAAUCCCAUUGGCUUUUGGAAUCCAACUUGUUUCGCCCUUUUGUUUGUUUGUACCCCACGUGACUAUAUAAAAUACCAUGCACCUCAUAGCUAGGUUACAUUUUCCCGCAGCCGGUGGAUCCCACGGCGGCGGGUUCCAUUCCUCCACAACCGGCCGGUGAAUCCCAUUGGCUGUUGGCUUCCAACUUGCUUGCUUCCACGUGACGAUGAACUAGGUGGCACUAUAUAAAAGACCAUGCAUGCAUUGUCUUUGUCUAGCUAGAGAGCCACCACCACCCACCAUUAGAAGUUAGAACAAGCAACAAUAUAAUGGAGAUCAUCAACCCAACCAACAAAGUCGAUGCAACGGCUCUCUACGACGCCGCAAUGAGAGGCGACACCGAAACCCUCCAAGGCCUGCUCCAGAGCGAUACCUUGCUCCUCAAGAAACUCCCGCUCUCUUCCUUCACCGAAACCCCUCUCCACACCUCGGUCCUCGCCGGCCACCUCGACUUCAGCAGAGCGCUUCUCCGCCACGAACCUCGAAUGGCGAUGGAAGUCGACGCGUCCAACUGCACCCCGCUUCACCUGGCUUCCGCUGCCGGCCACGUGGAACUUGUCAGGGCGUUGUUGGACACUGCAGGCGGCGGCUCGGAUGCCUGCCUGGUUCGCGACGUGGACGGCAGGAUUCCUCUCCACUUGGCGGCGAUGAGAGGGAGAAACGAUGUCGUCAGAGAGCUGGUCGGUGCGAGGCCGGAGUCUGUGCUUGUGAAGCUGGACGGGGGAGAGACUGUUUUGCAUCUGUGUGUGAAGUGCGGCCAUCUGGAGGCCCUGAAGGUGUUGGUACAGAUGAUGGUGAGUAGCGGCGGGAAGAAGGAUGUGAUUGAAUCCAUCUUCAGGUCGGGAGAUGAAGGUGGGAACACCAUUUUGCAUGCUGCAGCCAUGUUCAAGCAAGUUCAGACAACAAUUUACCUGGUUUCACUACCUAGCAUGGGAGCAGCAGUGAAUUCAUUGAAUGGAUUUGGCUCGACAGCCCUGGACUGCCUGGAGCUAUGUCCCAAGGACUUCAAGAGCCUACGAAUCCGAGACCUCCUCGUCGAAGUAGGCGGUAAACGAGCCAAGGAGAUGACUAGCAGCACCGAUCGUCUUCCACCACAAAAACCUUCAGCUGUAUUAAUGCAAGUAUCCACAUCAUCAGCAGCCAACAAGUCGUGCUGCAAGCCAAUGAAGUCGAUGGGGCGACGGUUCAAGAAGUUCCUCGACUACGACACCAAGUGGAUCGACGAAAUGAAAGGAUCGCUCCUCGUAGUGGCCGCCCUCAUAGCGCAGAUGAGCUUCCAUGCCGCAACCAACCCGCCAGGCGGCGUGUGGCAGCAGAACGUGUCCAACUCUACCGAGGGCUUCGGCUGCGAGGACACGAACAGCACCCUGUGCAUGGCUGGGACUUCGGUCCACGCUUACAGAGACCCGGAAGUGCUCUACAUCUUCAUGGGGCUCAACACGACGGCGUUUGGGGCAUCUUUGUGUGUCAUGCUUCUCAUCAUCGGCGGGUUUCCUCUCAGGAAGAAGUUCUUCGUGUGGCUGCUGGCGCAAGCUAUUUGCUGGGCCAUGGGGUGCAUGACGGCUGCUUUUGCGUUUGGUGCGCUGUUGGUGACGCCGACUAAGGACGAUGCACGAGUUCGAGUCGGGUGGGUGAUGUUGUAUCUUCUAGGCGCCUGGUUGGUGCUGACUCUGGUGAUUAGUCUGCUCGACACGUUUCGGUUUCUCAUCUGGCAUGGGAGAAAGUUGUGUAAGGUCGGACGAAGAGCAGUGGCCUGUUGCUGUGCUUGUGCAAGGCCCGGUGAUCAUGUUGUCUAAAAGCAGGGGUCUGGAUUUUCGAACCCAGACCGAUUGAAGUGCAGACUCAGUUGGAUGCAGGUCGAUGCUUAUUGUUCAGCGUGUUUUCUAUAUUUAUGAAGAAUAUAAUUCGGUGUUUGAAUUUAAAUGUGUUUAUGUUUGCGUUGUCUUUUUUAAUGUAGUUUUUACUUUUUUGUCCUUGACGAAUGUAAAGGUGAUAUCGAGUGUCCGCUAGCUGUUGUUAAGAAAAAUGUAUUUCAAUGAUACCAAUAAGUUUUUGACGUUCGUUAUAUAUACUACAACAAAAAUAGGAUUUUGUGACCAAAGAAUAUGGUCACCAAAUGUCAAAUAUUCGUCACAAACUUAACUUAGCGACCAAUUUAUUUUGGUUGAAGCUUUGGUCACAUUCGCCCCGUUAGGAAAAGUAAUUUCUGACCAAUAUUUGGAUUUGGUCACAAAACAUAUGAUUUUGUGACCAAAUACUAUAAUGGUCACAUAAUAAAAUGUUAAUGUGACCAAAUUUAUUGGUCUAAAAAAACCUGUCAAAAUUGUCAUGAAAAGUAUGCAAUUGGUCACAAAUAUUAUAAAAUCAAACCAAUUUAUUUCUCUUUUAGCGACCAACUGUAAAGGUCACAAUAUCAAUUAUUUAAAACCAAUAAAUUUGGUUAUCAAAAUAUGAUUCAAAACUAAUUUAAUCACCUUAAGUAACCAAAAGUAUUAGUUAUGAAACUCCUGUCACAACCAUUAAUUUAUGGUUACCAUAUGUUCUAAUUGUGACCAUUUAUUUGGUCGUUAAAAAUAUUUUGUAGCCAAUUUCCGUGUUCUGAAGCAAUAUUAUAUUGGUCACAAAGUAACCAUUUCCAACCGAGAUUUAUGGAUACUAUAUGCUCUACAGCUGAUAUACUGCAGUAAAUGUGACCAUUGAUUUUGGUUUGAAAAAGAGCAUAAUGCAUCAAUAUAUUGAUAUCAUAACA